This is a messenger RNA of Chrysochloris asiatica (Cape golden mole), 537 nucleotides long. It is a transcript of the gene DNLZ, whose product is annotated as DNL-type zinc finger. The transcript is spliced from 3 exons. Gene Ontology annotation, biological process: protein folding; protein import into mitochondrial matrix; protein stabilization. The record is from RefSeq and is a predicted model, not a curated record. Gene Ontology annotation, molecular function: protein-folding chaperone binding; zinc ion binding. Gene Ontology annotation, cellular component: mitochondrion. Lineage: Eukaryota; Metazoa; Chordata; Mammalia; Afrosoricida; Chrysochloridae. Bases 1 to 537 code for a protein of 178 amino acids.
AUGUUGCGAGCUGUGCUGGGCCGGGCUCCGGUGUUGCUGAGCCGCACGCGGCCCCGGAGACCCGGUCUGAGGCAGCUAUGGGCUCGUGGGGCCCUUCCGGAAGCCGCGGGGAAGCGGUGGGCCUGGGAUUGGAAUUGGCGGCGCUUGAGCUCCGAGCCGGGGCAGGGGCCCGGGACCGCUCUGGGUCGCGUGGAAUCAAAGCACUACCAGCUGGUCUACACCUGUAAGGUUUGUGGGACCCGCUCCUCCAAGCGCAUCUCCAAGCUGGCCUACCACCAGGGCGUGGUCAUUGUGACCUGCCAGGGCUGUCGGAACCAUCACAUCAUCGCAGACAACCUGGGUUGGUUCUCUGACCUGGACGGGAAGAGGAAUGUUGAAGAAAUCCUGGCGGCCCGAGGGGAGCAGGUGCGGCGGGUGGCCGGCGAUGGGGCACUGGAAGUGGUCUUAGAGGCUGCGGCGGCCCCCCAGUCCACUGCUUCUCUAGAAGGGGGUGAGGAUGAGGACUCCGCCCACCCUGGCAAGUCAGAGACCCCCUGA